Molecule: messenger RNA, 1926 nt
Organism: Carassius auratus (goldfish)
Lineage: Eukaryota; Metazoa; Chordata; Actinopteri; Cypriniformes; Cyprinidae
Product: tumor necrosis factor receptor superfamily member 19-like
Exons: 10
Coding region: 390-1388 (332 amino acids)
Biological process (GO): positive regulation of JNK cascade; positive regulation of canonical NF-kappaB signal transduction
Cellular component (GO): plasma membrane
Molecular function (GO): protein binding; signaling receptor activity
Source: RefSeq, a predicted model, not a curated record
ACACGCGCAGCAGAUCAGAUCACAUCACACCAGACCGAGCCGUUCCCGCAUCGGGAUCGUGCAGUUUAGACCGUUCUUGUUUCCAUAUCGGAGUUUGUGCAUGUGCAGAUAUUCGGAUUAACAGAUGGAGGGCUGUAAGUGAAUGAACAAGCUCGUUUAAAGCGCUUUAUCCAGGACGUGUCUGAAGCUUUGAUGUACAUGCUGAUGCGAGAUCAGAUUACAGGCAUCAGCAUCAGACCGCAGGCUUUCAUCUGAGCUUUUACUUCAGAGCUGGACACGGGACGGGUUCAGACCUCAGCAGCGAGCGCACUGGAUCAGUUUACCGCAGGAGACGGCGAUCUCACGAGCGACUCGUUACCGUGUACUGUAUGUGAGAAAGACCUUUCACAAUGCCCCGCGCUCUGAUCCUCUCCAGUUUUCCUCUUCAGAGGAUACUCGUCCUUCCACUGUGUGUUAUGUUUGCAGUAAUGGCCGAGGAGAGAAGAGAUUGCAGGGAGCAGGAAUACCAGGAUAAGUCUGGAAACUGUAUUCCCUGCCGGCAGUGUGAUGCUGGACAAGAGCUUUCCAAGGAAUGUGGCUUUGGCUUUGGGGAGGAUGCCCAGUGUGUGCCCUGCAGAGCCAGUCGCUUCAAAGAGGACCGCAGCCUGCAGAAAUGCAAGCCCUGUCUGGACUGUUCCCUCCUCAACCGCUUCCAGAAGGGGAACUGCUCCACCACCAGCAACGCCGUGUGCGGAGACUGUCUGCCCGGAUUUUACAGAAAGACGAAGUUGAGAGGAUUCCAGGACAUGGAGUGUAUCCCGUGCGGAGAUCCGCCGCCAGCGUAUGAACCAAACUGUAUGGGGCGAGUAGAUUUUGUACCUGUCCAGCCUGCGGUGACCAGCCCCAGAGACAUGGCUCUAGCAGCGGUCAUCUGCAGCGCGUUGGCCACCGUCCUGCUCGCUCUCUUCAUCCUGUGCGUCAUCUACUGUAAGAGACAACUGCUGGAGAAGAAACCAGUUUCACCGAGGUCCCAUGAGGGUCCUUAUGUGGGGUCUGAGUUGUCUUGUCUGGAGUUUUCCCAGCGGCCUUGUUGUCAGUGUCGUCCCGGAUCAGGACAGGCCUGCGGUCCUGUGCACCUGAUCCAGAGCCGCGGCAGAGAGACUCGUCCCUUUCACUCUCACAGCAGUCUCAAUGAAGGUUUGGUGAAUCUGUCACUGGGAAGCAGCCAGGCAGAUAUGGGAUGUGCACCUGAUGAGGCCUGGCCUCUCGUUCAGAGCGGCGCAAUCUUAGACGCCCCCCAGAGAAGCUCCUCGUGUGAUGAGGAUGAGGAUGAGGAAGGAGCACCUCAGGGCUCAGGUCUGGGACCAGUCAAACACUCGGCUUCUACAGCCACAGCUGUCUGCGACUGAAGGAUGACCUGCUCUUAUCUCACCUGUUGCAGAUCUCCGAGAGCCACUCUGGAUGAAGAAAGAGCAAAGAAGAUCCCACCUCAGAUUAAAUCAGGCCACACACACUCAAAACGUGUGUUCUGCUCCUCAUUCUCCAGUCGUGUUUGACACUCAGCCAACAGCGGCCUAAAGACUUUAUUAAUGUGUAAACAAAACCACACGAGACAAAAGAAAGCAGUAGAUGUUUAGCUCUGUCUACCUGUUGAGGUGGAUGAAGUUCAGGUUCAGCUGCAGUCGACCUGAACUGGUUUGCAUUGCCCUUUGCAGUACAUUGCAGUUCCAUUGAUCAACCUGUGCGUGUGUGUGUGUGUGCUGAACUGUAGAUAUUGUAUUAUAGGAAAUAGAAGGACAAUAUUUUUAUAAUAUACUGUAGAUGCCCAUCUUGUGCCUUCACUCUUGUUUUUCGUAAUGAUGUAUUGCGAAUUCAUAUAAAAGAUAUGAAUUUUGCUGCGCGUCAGAUUUGUAAAUAAAACUUGAUAAGCUUUGCUGGAGUACUGAA